GAUCUGCAGUGUUUGACCAAGUCGUGUCGUAGGCGUGCAGUCAAUGUUCGAGAUGUCGCUGAGUCUUGGAGCUUGGACUGCAGCCUCCAGACAUGCAUCAUUUCACGAUCGGCGAUCGCUGCGGCCACGUGGACUUUGGGCUACGUGUCCUCUACAGAGUCCGGAAUUUAGUAAUAGUAAAGGACAACCAUCCUAUCCUCCUCUUUCAUCACCUUUACGCCUCAGAAGCCGGCUUUCUGGUACUUACCUUGGACGGGAUGAUUCCCUCAUCCCUGCUGCUUCUGUUGACACUACUAUGUCUUGGAGUCCUCGUUAGUGCAGUAGAUUUCUACAAAGUACUCGAUCUGGCACGUUCAGCUUCUGAUAAGGACAUCAGAGCUGCAUACAAACGAUUAAGUCGAAAGUACCACCCAGACAGAAAUAAGGAUGAGGGCGCGGAGGAGAAGUUUGUCGACAUUGCGCGAGCCUAUGAGGUUCUGUCAGAUUCAACGAAACGCCAAAUAUAUGACAGACAUGGCGAAGAAGGCUUGAAAGCACAUGAGAGUGGUCAGCCGGCCCACACCAAUCCAUUCGACAUAUUCCAGAGCUUCUUCGGUGCACCUCCAGGAGGUCAACAGGCGCGCAAGGGUCCAACCUCACUGAGUGAAAUUGAGGUCAGCUUGGCAGACAUUUACACUGGUGCAAGUAUCGACUUCAUGAUCAAGAAACGUAUUCUCUGUGAUCACUGUCGAGGAUCAGGUGCAGCAUCUUCAGACGACAUUCACUCCUGCCCUUCCUGCGGUGGCGCAGGCGUCAAGAUUGUCCGUCAGCAGAUCUUCCCGGGCAUGUUUUCUCAAUCCCAAGUCUCUUGUAACGAGUGCGGCGGUCGCGGAAAGAUCAUCAAGAAAGUCUGUCCACACUGUCAAGGUAGCAAGGUCCUGGAUCAUACCCAGCAUUACACCCUUGAAGUCCCGAAGGGAAUGCCAGAAGGUCAUGAAAUCGUGUUUGAGGGCGAGGGUGACGAAAGUCCGGACUGGGAAGCAGGCGAUGUCGUCUUAAGGGCAAGAAGUCGCAAGGAAAAGGGCGGCUGGAGGAGAAAGGAAUCCGGGUUGUAUUGGAAGGAGACUAUUGGCGUUGCGGACGCCCUGCUUGGUUUCGAGCGUAAUCUCACUCAUCUCGACGGCCACACAGUUCAACUGAAACGAACUGGCGUCACACAACCUGGUUAUAUCCAGGUCAUCAAAGGAGAAGGUAUGCCUAAGUUUGAACAGACGGGGUUCGGAGACCUUUACGUCGAGUAUAACGUCGUCCUGCCGACUUCUCUCUCGCCAGAGAUGGAAAAAAGAUUCGCCGAAGUCUUCCAUCUUGAAGAUGGCCAGCCGAAGAGGGACGAGCUUUAGUUGCAAUUUUCCCCUUGUAGAUUAAAUUAUUGUGCAUGGACGUAGAUUGGUUUGGGAUACUCAAUGGUUUGCAUGAAUACUGUCGUCGAAACAACUCAAUGCAAUGCAAACUCAACGUCAAGAUCUGCGAUCGAGGAUUGUCAAUCAGUAAUC
This is a messenger RNA of Somion occarium, 1532 nucleotides long. NCBI's taxonomy places the organism in Eukaryota, Fungi, Basidiomycota, Agaricomycetes, Polyporales, Cerrenaceae. The record is from the annotation of a GenBank genome assembly.